Messenger RNA from Callorhinchus milii (elephant shark), 1167 nucleotides. RefSeq names its product lysophosphatidic acid receptor 6. NCBI's taxonomy places the organism in Eukaryota, Metazoa, Chordata, Chondrichthyes, Chimaeriformes, Callorhinchidae. Gene Ontology annotation, biological process: G protein-coupled receptor signaling pathway; behavioral response to pain. The transcript has a single exon. Gene Ontology annotation, cellular component: membrane. Gene Ontology annotation, molecular function: G protein-coupled receptor activity. The record is from RefSeq and is a predicted model, not a curated record. The coding region runs from base 79 to 1080 and encodes 333 amino acids.
GAACUGAGCCCAAACCACUGUGACCCUGCUUUCCUCCCUCAGGUGGAGUCUGAUUGGCAUCGGAAGCCAGGCCGAGCGAUGGCUAACUCAACCACAAAUCAAACCGAGAUCUGCAACAAGCAGAGCCACGCACAGUGGCUGUUUGCGACCGUGUACAGCAUCAUCUUCACUAUCGGUCUCCUCUUCAACCUCCUGGCCUUGAUCUUCUUCUUCCGCUUCACCAAGAUCCGCUCGCAGACCACGGUCUACAUGAAGAACCUCGCCUGCGCCGACCUCCUGCUGGUCAUCUCCCUGCCCCUGAAGAUCUACAUGUACUCCACCGGCAGGCCCCUGGACCGCACCAUCUGCGAGAUCAAUGGCCUCAUCUUCUUCAUCAACAUGUACGGCAGCAUCUUCUUCCUCACCUGCAUCAGCCUGGACCGGUGCGUGGCCAUCUGCUUCCCCCUCAAAUGCCGGGUCAACGAGUUCCGCAAGAAGGCUGUGUGGAUCAGCGUGGGGGUGUGGGUGCUGGUGGUCGGAGCGAGCAUGCCUGCUUACCUCAUCACCAAACUGAGAAAAACUGGAGGAAGCAACAAUGAAAGCUGCACCAAUUGCUUUGACGAGCACCCGAGCUACAUUACGAGGCCAUCUUCAGUGGUGCUGUCGUUGGUGAUUGGUUACGGGACUCCCUUGGUCACCAUGGUGAUCUCAUCGGUGGCCUUGCUCCGGGCGGUCAGGCUGAGCACGGUGGCCCAGAUGGACAUGGUGGACUGUCAGAAGAUCAGGAACAUGGUCCUCACCAAUGUGAUCAUCUUUAUCAUUUGCUUCCUGCCCUACCAUACCAUCCUCUUCCUCUUCCUGCUGAAUCUGAACGUGGCCCAGGUUUACCGCAUCGCCAUGGUGAUCGCCUCCUGGAACACGGUGCUGGACCCCGUGGCCUAUUACUUCACCACCGAGACCUUCCAGAAGACGUUGGGGAUGCAGACUCUGAGGAACCCCCUCUCAUCCAACACGGACAGUGCUGAGACACACAACCGCUUCCUCACAGUCAACACACACGCUACCUCUAUCCCCCGCACACCCCCACCAGAUAAAUGGUGAAACCCACCUUCACAAAGCAGCUCGGUUCAAUGGGGCCAACCCAACAACUCUGCAACCAACCAACCCACCAACCCACCCAUCAACCAA